GGUCGGGGAAGGGCGCGCGCGCGCGCGCGCGGGGCGGUUGUUGGGGUGGGAGGCCUCGCGCAGGAGACUUCUCCGAGCCCGGGCGUUGCACCAUUACUACCUGGAACGAUCAAAGAACGCAAAGCACAGAUUGGCCUGAUUUGAGCCUCCAUAUGCUAUAAUUUUGCAGAGAAAGAAGGUGAAAUCAUCAGUUCUCAGAAUCCUCCUUUACACUAAUUUGUCAUUUUAAAGCACUUUCCAAAAUGCUAAUUAGCUACCUCAGAAUUUCAAGGUUACCUACAAAGAGAAGAACGUGUAUGGUGCAGAGCUGUGGUGUAAGAUUGGAUCAUUUACCUUGAGGAACUUUAUGGAAUAGUUUCAUGCAGCAAUUAAAUCCAGUAUUCCAGGCACAGCCCUCGUUGAACUGGUUCCUUGGACUUCUGUGGUUUUAACUAAGAGCAGGAUGUCAGCAGUAAGCAGGACUCUGGGUUUGUUGCGUCAGGAUGCCAUGCACAGGUUACUCCCCAUUGCUUGCCAUCUGCAUACAUCCCUCAGCCAAUAUAACUCCAACAGGACGUCCAUUGCCCGCAUUCAGAGGCAGACGUACGGCAGGUCCUACCCCGUGCUCUUGGUCAGGCCUGAUGGAUCUGCUAUUCACAUCCGCUAUAAGGAGCCAAGGCGGAUCAUUACAAUGCCUGUAGACAUCAACACUCUUUCUGAGGCCGAAAGAAGAGCGAGGUUACGGAAACGCGAUCCCAGAAGGCUUAAGAGCAAACAGGAGGAAGUGUUGGAUGAUGAGUUUAAUUUGGACGAUUACAGAAAAUUUUGGAAGAAGAAAUGAGUUUGUUCUGAGGAUCUGUGGAAGUGUAAAGGGAAGAUUUGGCAACCUGGGCCUGCAGAGAAGGAGAUUGUAACUUACUGUUAUAACGAGAAAGUUCAUAGCUGAGUAAAGAUUCUCUCUCUUCUGUG
Molecule: messenger RNA, 948 nt
Organism: Caretta caretta (loggerhead turtle)
Lineage: Eukaryota; Metazoa; Chordata; Testudines; Cheloniidae
Gene: MRPL55
Product: mitochondrial ribosomal protein L55
Biological process (GO): translation
Cellular component (GO): mitochondrial large ribosomal subunit
Molecular function (GO): structural constituent of ribosome
Source: RefSeq, a predicted model, not a curated record